Molecule: messenger RNA, 470 nt
Organism: Cucurbitaria berberidis CBS 394.84
Lineage: Eukaryota; Fungi; Ascomycota; Dothideomycetes; Pleosporales; Cucurbitariaceae
Exons: 1
Coding region: 128-373 (81 amino acids)
Source: RefSeq, a predicted model, not a curated record
GAUACCUAGGUAGUCGAGACGUGAACACAGGCGUCGCCCAAGGCAUGUGAGUGAUUUUUUAGUUACGUGGGGGCCGCCAACCUAAGACAUGGCACCCCUAUGGAGACGCCCGCUAUGAUGAGGCAAGAUGUUUUGUCUAUUCUUCUUCAUCUCCUGCGCCAUCCAACAAGACGACACGGCAUCGUCCGUCCGUCCCGCCAUGAAAGCGAGAGAUUGUUCUCGUUCCCGCCUGGCCCGUGCGCGGCGACGACUAGUCUCGUCGCGCUGCCGCCGCCUGCGAUAUAUCGUGCACCUAACCACUUCCCAUUCACCCCCUCCCGUCCUUCACCGCAACGCCCCCCGGGGCCCACGCAAAGAGAGAGGAAGUCGAUAGCCCUGGGCCAGACAAGUCGGUGUGUGCGCGCGCGUCUACCAGGCUGGCCCAACAUCGGCUCGCGCGACAUGCACUCUCUGCUCCUGCUGCGAUUUGG